Messenger RNA from Leptomonas pyrrhocoris, 3525 nucleotides. RefSeq lists its product as hypothetical. The coding region runs from base 1 to 3525 and encodes 1174 amino acids. The transcript has a single exon. NCBI's taxonomy places the organism in Eukaryota, Euglenozoa, Kinetoplastea, Trypanosomatida, Trypanosomatidae. The record is from RefSeq and is a predicted model, not a curated record.
AUGGAGUCGAGCCGCGCCGGCGCCGCGGCGGGCUACCGCGACCCGACGACGCUGUUCGAAGACAGCGACGCCGCGUCUUUCGCCUCCUCCUCCUCGUCCGCCAGCGCGGCCGAAAGCGACGAGGACUACCACGCGUUGCAGCGCCUCUUCGCUGCCGUCCCGGGCCUGCUGGCCGCCCCUCCGGUGUCCUCGUCGCUCUGGAACCACCUGCACCCCCGCAAGGCACGUGACGGCGCUGCGCUGACGGCCGAGCAGCGCCAGGCGCGGGCGGCGCGGCGUCGACGGCAGCGGGAGCGGCAGGAGCGACGCUUCUUCCGCGAUCGCGGCGCGCUCGACUUCCAACGCAGCGCCGUCUUCGAGGUCGUCGCGGAGGAGCGGCCGCGGCGGGAUCGGAAAGGGGGCAGAGGAAGAAGCCUCAGCGACGGCGGCGGCGUGGCGGAGGCCGAGGUGUGGACUCGCGCCAGCCCACCGUCGCCGUCCUUUCCGCAGAACGACGGCUACACCAUCUUCGACGACGAGAAGGGGGAAGGGGAGGGGGAGGAAGACGCCAACGGUGAUUGUGUGCCGACUGAGCUGCAGGCGUGGUACGUGGCGGGAUACGCAGCCCCUUCCACCGCGGCACGCUCACCACAACCAUCACCGCAGCAGACGCGCCCGGCGGACGAGGCGGGGGCGGAGGAGACGUCGGCGCAGAGCAACACAAACGCAGCCGCCGUGCCUUGUCGCGACGGCGUUCCCGUGGUGGUGGAGGAGGGAACGGAGGAGGCUUCAGCCUUCGCGGCAGUCGCCCCGGUGGUGCGCAGCAGCGGGGCGGGUACGACGUCGGUGAACCUUCUGUGGAGCCGCGUGGUGCCCGACGCGGAGGUGCGGCAGACUCUUCGUCGACCCGCCCCACCUGUGGCGGAACACAAGCGGCGGAAGGUCACGGCAGGGCCGCAAAAGAGCGACGACGCAGCGAGCAGCGCGGAGGCUGGUCAGCCAAACCCGCUGCAUCCCCCUCGCGAGACGGCGCACACCGCAGAGGCGACAUCGUCGAGCACGGCGUCUUUGGGUGGCGGUAGCAGCAGCAGUGGUAGUAGUAGCGGCAGCAGCAGCAGCCAAAGCGAGCUCGGGAAGCCGGCAAAGCAUGACCUGUCGCGACACGGCAGCAGCACGGAGGACGCGUUGGGUCAGCGGCCUCCCGUCUUCACGGCGGACCACGCCAACGGCGGCCGACCCCCGCUGCACGCGCACCGCUACGUCGAGCAGCCGAACGGCGUCUUCCUCGAUCACGCGCGACACGCCGACUUGCUGGCGCAGUACGCGCUGGAGGAGCAGCUGCGGUACGCCCAGGAGAAGGAGGACGCCCGACGGGUCCGGCGGUGGAACCGCCUCCUCCACGGCACGGACACUCCGAAACGCGGCGGUGCAGGCGGUGGCGGCACCCAGGGCGAUGGCAGAGGCAGCCGGUACAACGCGCUGUACGACGCCGCGACCUACCGGAAGAAGUUCGUGUCCAUCCUGUGUUGCCUGCGGCGCAUCCACAUCUUUCUCGUGAGCGUGGCGGCAGGGGUGUCUCUCAUCACGUUGAUCGCCAUAACAGUGCCGUUUCCGCAGCUGCAAGCCGGCGAAGCCGAGGACGGACUUUCCAGCUCUACGGCUGCUGUCCUGUUGCUCGCGAUGCUCAACACGACGAACCGCACGUCUGCCCUGCCCGCUGCGCAGGUGCUGCCGGUGCUUCAACAAGGCCGCCCCGCCCUCGCCGUCGUCCUGGCGCUUCUCCAGCCGUAUCACGCCUCUCUUUUUGUUUUCCUAUGCAUUCUGCUCGUCAUCACGGGCUUCGCGCCGGUGCCGUGGGGCGUGGCGGAGCGGUACUGGACGGCGCAGCGGCGGCGGUGGCUCGCGUACGACGAGGCGGCACAGCAGCAGCAGCAGCAAGACGGCGGUGGGGCGGGGUUGGGCAGUCGCCCUUCGCAUCACCACGCCUACGGCAGCAACUCGUGUGAGGAGGAGCGCAACGACUCGAGCGGGAGUGCCGGGGCGUACUUCAUGCCGCGCCAUCAGUACAGCCCGCUGUCGCGCACCCUCGCGCCCGGACUCCGCAGCCCGCUGCGGGCGGGGACAACAUUCCGAGGCGGCGCCGGCGGCGGCAUCAGCUAUGGCUACACGGACUUUGAAGCGGCGCAGAUGCGAGCGGCGGCGGCGAUGCCGUCACGCUCGGUGCACGGACCGCGGCUUGGCUCCCCUCUUGGAGGUGGCGGUGGCGGCGACUACGACGGGCUUGGCGGGGCGCGGUCCAGCGGCAGCUACGUCUUCGGCAACAACAACAACUACGACGCGCUGCGGAACAGCAUCUCCCUCGCCAUGACGCGCGGCGCCACGGGAAACCGAGACACCUACAGCCCGUCGGGCGCCUCCUUCUCCGCACCGUCGCACCGCGCCGCCCGCAGCAUGUCGGUGGCAGACCUGCUCACGCGCUACCACGAUGGUGGUGCUGCCUACUCCCCCGACGCUGCUGCUGCUGCGGCUUCGGCAAGCGGCUUCAACAGCAGCAGCAGCGCCGCCGAACUUCCGUCGGGCUCGCUCCUCUCGCUCUCUCGCGGCGGCGGCGGCGGCGGUGUUGGCGGUCAUCUGUCCGCCACGGCGACGCUGACCGGCUCUGGUGGGUGGAGUCCGCCGGGGAGUGUGAGCGGCCGGUCGGGGCGCCACCGCGGCCGCGGGUUGGGCGGCGGCGGCGCGUCGUCCGCCUCGAGCCCCCUCGACGGCGCCGCGCGCUCGCCUCGCGGGGCGCUGACCCUCAACGGGCGUCUUCUCACCCUUCCCACGCCGCUGCUGCUGAUGCCCGUCACCGCGCUAGAAGGUCGUCUCUCCGCCGACAACGUCUUCGCGCGCACCUUCGACUACAUCGAGCGACGUACGAUGCAGUGGCUGUGCAACGCGCUGCAGCACGUGUGGAGCUCCGUCGGUCGCCGUGGGAAGGCGGGCGAAAGCGAUGAAGAUCGCGGCGGCGGCUGCGGUGGUCGGUGUGACGCCGCUGCCGGUGUUGCGGGAUCUGCCCUGCCAGCGCCGCCGGGCGGGCAUCAUCAUCAUCAUCGCCACCGCCACGGUCAUCGCCAUGCCCGCGUCGCGUAUCCUGCGGUUCCGGUCUCAUUGUACCUGCACGUGCUGUUGGAGCCGCGACUGUGGUGCGUUGUCGUGGCCCUCGCGCUGACCUUGGUGGAGCUGGCCGUUGUGGAUGAGCGCAGUGUGGAGUUGAUGUGGCGUGCGCAGCCGCCUUCGUGGUGGUCGUCGUCGGCGGGGUUUAUCACGUCGCCGCAAGACGGUGCUCUCCCGCACACGUGGCUGACGGCAGCCUUCUCCUACCCCUCCAGCGGCCUGGAAGGGUCUCCCCUCACCACCACCGCGGCGACCACGCUGUUGCACAUUGGCAGCGGCAGCACUACGAACUACGAUGAGGGCGCACACGUGGGUCGCGUGAUACUGGCCGUGUACGCGACGCGAGCCGCGGUGGUGUGGGUGGCGUUCCUGCUGAACCUCUUCUUUUAA